AUGUUCACAAGGGCGAAUUUUAUUCAUGCACCUUUCACCUUCAAACGAAUUAUUUGCUUAUUAUGCUCCCGGAGUUACGUUGCGAGCAAGGCUAAACCUACUCUGACUAUGUUUACCAAGGAAGAAUGUAGUUUGUGUGAAGAAGCCAAAGAAGCGCUUAUUCCAUACAUAGAUAAAGUUAUUUUCAAUGAGGUUGAUAUAACUGAUGCCAAAAACAAAGAGUACUUCUACAAAUACAGGUUUGAUAUUCCUGUUUUCCACUUGAAUGGAAAAUAUUUAAUGAAACAUCGCAUUAAUAAAGAGUUAUUGGACACAGCACUUUCCAGAGAAAAGUAACAAAAUACUAUAUACCAAGUUAUAUGGAAUAUAUUAUGUAAAUGUAGCAAAUAUAUUUUGCAUUGUAAAUAAGGUUUUGUAAAUAAAAGGAUUUAUGAGGAAAC
This is a messenger RNA of Octopus bimaculoides (California two-spot octopus), 440 nucleotides long. RefSeq names its product glutaredoxin-like protein C5orf63 homolog. The record is from RefSeq and is a predicted model, not a curated record. NCBI's taxonomy places the organism in Eukaryota, Metazoa, Mollusca, Cephalopoda, Octopoda, Octopodidae.